AUGAGUCUGCGCAGACUUCGAAAAGCCUCACAGCCACGGACUCCGGUCUCUCCUCCAAGCAGCCACCUCGCUCAUCAUCCGCCCUUUCGCCCUACAAGAACACUUGCCAGCUUCCUUCAUCUUGCAGCACCAGUCGCGCACAAGCAGACCAUCAGGAUUGUCAACAUGGCCUUCCUCGAGAACUCGUUUCGACGGUCAAAAGCACGUCCUGGCAUACUCUUGGCAAAGAAGAGAUGGUUAUCUAGCACCGCGGAAGCCAGGCGUCUUCCAGAGAUGAGCUACAAGUCUGCCCCUACGUUAAGCACUGCGUCAGCCAUCGACGCUUCUCCAUUUCGCGAACCCGUCAGCGGCUAUUCGCAGCCGCCGUUAGAGUACCGCAUGAUAUCAACAUCCGGCAUACAUCGCCUCCUUGCGGAACGAGCUCCUUACCUGAAUGUAGAGGACUACAAGGCAGCGGCGCAUAUCUUCCCGAUGCGAGCCAACAACUACGUUGUAGAGCAGUUGAUCGACUGGUCCAACAUUCCGAACGACCCCAUCUUUCGGCUGGUCUUUCCGCAACCUGACAUGCUAGCUUCGUCUGAGCUGCAUCGACUCAAGCUAACGCUUCGCAGCCAUGCCGACAAAGUGACCAUUCGGUCGAUGGCUGAGCAGAUUCGAGCCAAGCUCAAUCCUCAUCCCGCAAACCAAAAAACGGAAAAUGUGCCCAAGGAUCCGACUCAGCGUUGCGAAGACGAAGCGCCACUGCCGGGGAUCCAGCACAAGUAUCGCGAGACGGUGCUCUUUUUCCCAACAGAGGCUCAGUACUGUCACAGCUUCUGCACUUACUGCUUCCGAUGGGCGCAAUUCACAGCGGUGGGAUCGGAACAGGCAUUCCAGUCCAAGGAUGCGCAUCGUCUCGCCGACUAUCUCGCACACAGUCCUGAUGUGAGCGACCUGCUCUUCACCGGCGGCGAUCCAAUGGUGAUGAAGACUCGGCACUGGGAGCGCUAUCUCGCCCCCAUCCUCGAAGAUGCACGCCUGUCGCAUUUGGCAACGAUCCGGAUCGGAACCAAAUCGCUGGCGUACUGGCCAGAGAGAUUUGUCAACGACGCCGACGCCGCCUCGACUCUGCAACUCUUCCGGCGGAUUUGCGACAGCGGCCGACAGCUGUCGAUCAUGGCACAUUUUUCCCACCCUGUCGAGCUGAGCACGCCGCUCGUGAAGGAGGCGGUGCGAAGGAUCCGAGCUACGGGCGCACAGAUUCGCUGCCAAGCUCCCCUCAUCCGCGGUAUCAAUGACGAUCCAGCAACGUGGGCCGACAUGUGGCGCAGACAGGUGCGCAUGGGCAUGGUGCCGUACUACAUGUUUGUGGAAAGAGAUACGGGCGCAAAGCACUUCUUCGAGGUCCCUCUGCUACGAGCCUUUGAGAUUUACAAAACAGCCCUGUCAAGUGUUGCCGGAACGGCUAGAAGCGUUCAGGGGCCGUCGAUGUCGGCUUCGCCCGGCAAAAUUCAGGUGGUGGGCAUCGCUGAAGUUCCAUCGUCAACGCCAGGUGCUGGAGCCACGCAUCCCGGACACGAGAAAGUCUUUGUUUUGCGCUUCCUCCAAGCUAGAAACCCGUCAUGGUGCCGCGAGACCAUGUUUGCAAGGUUCGACGCAAAAGUCAGCUGGUUUGACGAGCUCGAGCCUGCAUUCGGUGCAAAAGAGUGGUUCUUCGAGCGCGAGUACGACCGGAUCCGACAACAAAGUGGCAAGCUCGGCUCAAGCGGCCAGCAGUACCCUCUCGAUGUCAAGAUGCGAGCUAGUCUCUCGAUGUGA
Molecule: messenger RNA, 1797 nt
Organism: Moesziomyces aphidis
Lineage: Eukaryota; Fungi; Basidiomycota; Ustilaginomycetes; Ustilaginales; Ustilaginaceae
Source: the annotation of a GenBank genome assembly